GCGCAGAGCUGCAGUCAGUCAUCCCUCUUUUCUUUCUCGUUCUGUUCAAACAAGCAGCUCCGAGCAUUUCCGGGCUGAAGGAGAGACGCGGCGGUUACAUCGUCGCUGUGUUUGUAGGAUUCUGUCAUCAUGACAUCACGUGUCAGAACUGCUGGAACCAAUGGAAGCGACUUCAAACACAGAGAGAAGGUUGCUCCGCUUUAUCAGAUGAGUGCUUCCCUAAAAUCAGAGGUACGCAAACUGAACGUGGUGCAUCUCCUGAUCUGGCUGCUGGUGGCCGCUCAAGUCACCGUCAGUCACCUCCACCUGGUGUCACAUGACACCGUGUCCACGCCAUACCAGUGGGAGUAUCCGUACCUGCUCAGCGUCCUCCCUCUGCUGUGCAGCAGCCUGUCUCUCCCCAAGAACAAUAUCAGCUACCUGGUCUUAUCCAUGAUCAGCGCAGGGCUGUUCUCUGUGGCUCCUCUGAUCUACGGAGGCAUGGAGAUGUUCCCCGUGGCGCAGCAGCUGUACCGCCACGGCAAAGCCUACCGCUUCAUCUUUGGCUUCUCUGCAGUGACUGUCAUGUACCUCAUCAUGGUGGUGGCCGUUCAAGUGCAUGCAUGGCAGCUAUAUUACAUGAAAAAACUGUUAGACUCUUGGUUUGAUGCCACUCAGGAAAAGAAGAAGAAGUAAGCAUAAAUAUAAAUAUUACACCGUCAUAUAUCUUAUUUAGAUCAGUUUAUUAGUUCAACACAAUAUUUUGGCAUCCUGUGACUUUAAAUUAAAAAAAAGGGUGCUUAUUUUUCAAAGGCUUAAAAAUAUAAACUUUAAAGUCCCACUCCAAAAAUCUUUUAAAUUAUUGUGAAACUGCUCCCAGUGGUCUUUUAAUUGGAAUUAUGUCUUUUUUAGAAAAAAUCAAAAACAUGUGUCAUUUUCUAGGAAAUAGUUUGUCCAGAGGAGCAGGAGUUCAGAACUGUUGAGCCCACCCCCUUCCCAUCUUAUUUCAGAGCAGAGCUUUCAUUUUCUACGCCACAACUACACUUUUUUUUAAAAACACAUUUUUGUUGUCUGCUCCUGAUUCAACGAUUUGAAUGAAGAAAUACUCAGAAAUGCAAUUUCAACCUUAAUUGUCUUUAUUUGUGUCCUCCAUAAUGAGAAAAAAGCCACAAGAACAUGUGAAAAACACAAAGAACGCCAUUUUUGUCAGAGUGCGUCUUCAAAUCAAUCAGCACAGUAGUUUUCUGCAAAAACAGAAAAAGCUUUAAAGUUACAACACAACUAUGCACACUCUUACACACAUGUCAGGUAUAUUUAUUUCAACAUAAAAAAGCGGCAUCAGAUUCAAGAUAAUGAUUGAUAGUUAAAAAUAAUACAUUGAUUUAUAGAAUAAAGAAUUUACAGAAUAAAGAAUGCAGAGAUUGUAAGUCCCUUCACUGUUUCUUUAUACAAAGAAUAUAUCUGCUUCUCAUAAUUUCCAUUUUAAUUUCAAAAAUAAACAUUUUCAGACUUGUGUUAAUCCUGAUGUUGUCAUAUUUUCCUGCAGUUUUAUCAGAGUUGCAAUAAAGAUGAAGGUUUCAUUCAGUAAAUCUGAAUUUUAAUUAAAUACAUUUUUCAGUAAA
Oryzias melastigma (Indian medaka) is the source of this 1601-nucleotide messenger RNA. It is a transcript of the gene jagn1a, whose product is annotated as jagunal homolog 1a. The transcript is spliced from 3 exons. Bases 130 to 675 code for a protein of 181 amino acids. Gene Ontology annotation, biological process: granulocyte colony-stimulating factor signaling pathway; vesicle-mediated transport; endoplasmic reticulum organization. Lineage: Eukaryota; Metazoa; Chordata; Actinopteri; Beloniformes; Adrianichthyidae. The record is from RefSeq and is a predicted model, not a curated record. Gene Ontology annotation, cellular component: endoplasmic reticulum membrane.